UAAUAUCAGCUUGUACCUACCCCUUUCUCCCUGUACCUCUUCCUUCUACUUUCCUAUACACUAAUCAUCACUCACUCCACCUUAUACUCUAUGCUGUCCUUUCACUGCAUAGUUAGUUCAUAAAGGUGCAUAUCUACCCUGCCUUCAUCUUGUAACCCCUACAUAAGAUGAUCAGAGUGAUAGCCUUCCCACCCACAGAUGCUCCCAGCUUGUCCUCUACAGCUAUAGAACUGGAUGAAGACUGCACAGUCUGGAUGCCAUACCAUUCGGGGUUUCCCAUGCACUAGGGAAAUCCCUAGCUGUCCAGUUCAGGCACCAUUAGGGCUGCUGUGUGUUGCAGGACCAUCAAAAACCAAGUUCUUCUUCAUAUUUUCAGUAGAUAUUUUACAUAUGGAAAGGGAUGUGUUGCUCUCAGUAGGAAACCUAAAUGAGGUAUAAUGUUAUGCCAGGAUAACUGGAAAUGAUACAAUUUCAGGAGAACUCAAAGUAGCAACAACUAAAGUAAGUUCAGUGUAAAUCACUUCUGGUUUAAUGGAAGCAGUGGGCACAGGACAAAGUGGAAACACAGACUUCAAACUGGUUUUCAAGAAAAAGUGUCUCCAUUUCAGGUACUAUUUGAAGAGAGAAGAACACUAAUAAAUGGCCUGAUCCUCUAAAUGUGUACUCAUCUAAAACAGUCCCAUGUGGUUUUCUUGGAUGAACAAGUUGUGCAGUGGGUAUAAAGCUACCAUUCAUAGUUGUAACCUUUCAUCAGAUGAGUCCGGUGCACAAUUAAAGAACAUUACAAAUAAGAACCUUUUACUUGCAGAGGUGCUAAUCCUGAUAAGAUAACAAGAGACGCAUCCACUUACAAAAAAUUACGCCAGAAACAGUGUUAGUCUUUAUGUUUUCUGAUUGGAUACUGGACCCUUUCUGCCUGAUGAAGAGUAAAAUUGGCCUUGAAGACAUCCUUGAAGUGCUUUCUCUACCCUCCACUUGAGUGUACACCCUGACUGAGCUGGGAGAAUAAAACUUGCUUUGUGAGUCUGGAGUUGGACAUCUGGAUGAUGUGGCUGGCCUGGAGUCAUUAAUGUUGAAUGAGCAUUAUCUCAAAGCUUGUGGUGUUUUCUUGCAAGAGGACAUUAAUGUUGGUGUGUCUGUCUCCCUCCUCGAUUUGAAGGAUCUUCUGCAGGCAGUGUUGACGGUACUUCUUCAAUGACUUGAGAUGUUUCCUCUACGUUGUCCGUCUCAGCUCCAUACAGUACGAUGGGGGAUCGCAACUGGUUGAUAAACUAUGAGCUUGGUUUUGGAUCUGAUGUCACGAUCUUUGAACACCCAUUUCCUCAGGCAUCUGAAGACUGCACUUGCACUUUUAAGGCGAUGUUUGAUUUCUUCAUCAAUGUCAGCCUUCUGUGAAAGAUGGCUUCUGAGUUUUUCCAGAACAUCAUCAGUACUUUUUGGCAGUGGCAUUCUCAUCCUGGAGGAGGGCAUCUUUUUAAGGUGAAGUCAAGACUUAGAGCAACAUGGACCUCGAUGUGCUGAACAUGUUUGUAAUAGCUGGAGGCACCCUGGCUAUCCCGAUUCUAGCAUUUGUAGCAUCCUUUCUCCUGUGGCCUUCAGCACUGAUCAGAAUUUAUUAUUGGUACUGGCGUCGAGCACUUGGUAUGCAGGUUAGGUACGCAUACUACGAUGACUACCAGUUCUGCUAUUCCUAUCGAGGGAGGCCUGGGAACAAACCAUCCAUACUGAUGUUACAUGGAUUUUCUGCCCACAAAGACAUGUGGCUGUCUGUAGUCAAGUUCCUGCCGAAGAAUCUGCACUUGGUGUGCGUUGACAUGCCUGGCCAUGAAGGCACUACCCGGUCAUCCUUAGACGACUACUCCAUUAAUGGGCAAGUUAAAAGAAUUCAUGAGUUUGUUGAGUGCAUCAAGCUGAAUAGAAAACCCUUUCACCUGGUUGGCACUUCAAUGGGUGGAAAUGUUGCAGGAGUUUAUGCUGCUCAAUACCCUGCAGAGGUUUGCAGCCUGUCUCUUGUGUGCCCUGCAGGUCUGCCAUAUCCAACGGAUAACAAAUUCCGUAAGUUUUUGCGGGAGCUGAAAGAGUCGGAGGGCAUUGACAGGAUUCCUUUAAUUCCAUCAACCCCUGAAGAAAUGGCUGAGAUGCUCAAACUUUGUUCUUAUGUUCGCUUUAAAGUACCCCAACAAAUUCUGCAGGGCCUUGUCGACGUCCGCAUCCCCCACAAUGAAUUCUACCGCAAAUUGUUCUUGGAAAUUGUCAAUGAGAAGUCCGUAUACAAGCUUCACGAGAACAUGAGGAAGAUCAAAGCCCCGACGCAGGUCAUCUGGGGAAAACAAGACCAGGUCCUGGAUGUAUCUGGAGCAGAUGUUCUAGCGAACUCCAUUCCUGACUGUCAUGUGCAUAUUCUGGAAAACUGUGGACACUCGGUGGUAGUGGAAAGGCCCAGGAAGACUGCGAAGCUCAUCUUAGAAUUUUUAGCCUUGGUGCACAAUGCAGAGAACAGCAAAAAACUCGCUUGAGCUUCAUGUAGAGCUGAGCACCUGAACAAGCUGUUUUGAGUUGUGAAGUGCUGAUGCUUUGAUAAGUUCUCAGGGAUCUUGUACAAAGUGGGGUGAAUGUGCCAAAGUCCCUGAGGAAGCCAGAAUCAUUGAUACAUAAAUCUGUAGUGCUUUCAACACACAGUGACCUAAGGGAUCAUAGAACAAUUUUCAUUUUUUUAUACAUAAAUUAGAAAAUGAGCUGAAAUCAGAAAAUUCUAGCCAUGGAAUGCACCAAAAACUCUUUCUGUAGCCCAUGUUCUGUGAACUUAUGUAAUGGUAAACGUCUUGGAACAUAGGUGUUAAUGACAUUCACUUAGGAUAUAUAAGAAGUAUGGAAGGGGGAAAUGUCAUAGAGUGUGAUUUAAGCUAUGUCUGCUCUUUAGAACCUAUUGCAUUGCAUGAUAAGUUGUUAUAAGAGAAUUCUAAUGUUCCAGGCAUUUGCUAAAGUGCUGUUUCUGUAGCUCAUUAGCCUCUGACUUAUGCAGAAAAUGGAAGCCACACACACACAACCUAAUUUGCAGAAGUAAAAUGACUGUGUACCCAAAAUGUUUACACUUAUUGUAGGUGGACUUUUUAGUCCCUGAACAAUUCCUAUGUAUAGAUAGAUAUUUUGCUGCCUUAACAGUCCAGAAUAAUGAGGUACUUCUACAGCUUGGCCUCUCUUUGGUGGAGGAUAUUUUUCUUUUGAUGUUAAGCCUCUGUUGUAUAUAACAACCAGCACUACAGAGAACGUUUCAGAACAGUUAAAGCAAGUGGAAAGACACUCCCAGACCUAUUUAUUCUUUUUAGAUUUGGGGCCUAAGCAAGCAAUAAUCCUGUAGAUAGAAGCAUGACUGAUCAAAUUCAGGUUAACACUAGGGUGAGCUCUUAUCUCAGCUCUUUUCUAUUCUAUCGUGCUGCUGAAUAUUUUGAUGUAAAUAGUGAGUCUCUUAAUGAAUUCUGUGAAUUCUGUGACUGGUAAAUGUCAUUGCAAACAAGUAUAAGACCUAAGUGAAAUGAAAUAAGCAUCUUAACAGCUAGGUACUGUACAGGCUCCUGUAAUUCCUAAACUCGUACAAUGUGAGUUGGUAGCAGGUGUGUUGUAUCUCAUUUUAAAAGGUGUUUUAAAAUGUAGUGGUGCAGACAAGUACAAGUUCAGUAGCGUUUCCUUUGGGCGACUUACCUCUGAUUUCCCUUUGUGACUUUUCUCUAAAUGAAACCAUGGAUCAAGAUGAAAGAGCCAGACUAGUUGAGUCUCCUUACCCAUGACACACUUUUUUGUGGUGUGUAGACUGACUUUUGUAUUGAUUCAUCCCUCCCCUAUGAUAUGCAGUGUGUGUUGCUGUGUCUUCAAAGUCAACUGCUGGGUGCUCAUUCAAGCUAUGCAGUGAGUCCAGCUGUGUGGCUUGGGUGAGGAUCUGGUUCUUGGGCCCUGUUUAGUAGCGAGCCAAUGAGCAUGUUGUCUUCUGAAAGUGUGGGAGAACGUCACUACAGCUAUCACCCUCAGGCCCCCUUAUGGACACUGCACUUGGGCAUCAACAGCGGACACUUGCUAAACUAAAGACUCUGGUAGACUGUAUGUUGUAAGCUUCCACUUCUAAAAGCUGCCUUUUAGCUAACUUUUCCAGUGUGAUCUGAGCUGUAUAUAUAUUUGAACCCCACUACUAGUCUGCCUCUUCUUUUUAGAGGAGAGUCCUCUCUCUCUUUUUUUAUUUUAGAAAAUUAGAAAUAUGUUGUUCGAUUAAUUGCUUGGUCAUUGUUUCUACUACAGGAAUUAACUUGGUGGCUGAUCAUUUUAUGUGGUGAGAGCUGGCAAAAAAUGUUGGCUGUCACAUGGUUGUGAGGAUUCCACAGGUUGCUGUAUGCACAGGACACAAACAGUUAAUAUUAAACUCAAAUGACUUGGA
Molecule: messenger RNA, 4423 nt
Organism: Alligator mississippiensis (American alligator)
Lineage: Eukaryota; Metazoa; Chordata; Crocodylia; Alligatoridae
Gene: ABHD6
Product: abhydrolase domain containing 6, acylglycerol lipase
Exons: 12
Coding region: 1503-2516 (337 amino acids)
Source: RefSeq, a predicted model, not a curated record